UUAGAACAGAACUCUACGAGCAGUGAUUAGGCUGGGCUGGCCUUAUUGGUAGAAGAAAUAGGAAUACACUGGGGGGUAGUCACCGGGCUAGCACUAUAGAUCGUAGACAUUCCAAUGCUCGUCCUCAUCUAGUGACAUACCAAAAAAAAAAAAAAGAACCUUCGUGAUCGUAUUGUGCUUAAUCACGACAUAUCAUAUUCAAGAGGGUCUUAGAGCACGCCGAAAGCACCAAUGUCGCAGAAGAAACGAGUAAGCUCACGCCAUAAUGACACUACGCGCCGUAGGAAGCUGUCACCUCAUCUCCAAGUCUGGUUUUGUUACGAAUGCCAAUUUGGGCCGAUGAAUGAUGCACUCGACGAGAUCUGUGUGAAUUGUGGGAAACGAAGGUGUAGUCGUUCAAAGGCUGAGUGGGUGCCAGUUGGGGGGAAGCCACUUCUUGAUAUACCAGUCCCGGGCUUCCAGCAGUAUGAGGCUCUGCCAAAGGCCAGCCAUGUAAUACCCCAUAAUUAUUAUGACUGUAGCCACAGAGCCGCAACACCACUCGACCACGCCGGGAGUGCAAUAUCCAGUAAUGAGUUGGCCUUCUCGCCCUUGCCACUGAACCAACCUUAUCUCGUCGGUACCGGUACCAGCAUCGGCACCAGUACCCAGUCCGAAACAUCUACGCAGCAGAGUAGUGACCUUGCACUGGGGAAGUGGAAUUUAGGUCUCGGUCUUGUACCAAUACCUUUCCAUGAGCCUUUCCAUGGCUCGUUGUCUUCUGCCGAAGUCGCUUACAACGAUGCGAGACCUCACCUGCCCACCAACUCCCCACAGAUCCCCAGUCCCCUUUGUCAGUUGACCACAGUACAACAUGCGAGUAAAGCCUCUUGUUCUGUUGUUGAUACCCAAUAUCAUUCAGUUGAGUCUAAGGGGGAACUCAAGCGCAAAUAUGUCGACAGUGCCACCACAGCGACUGGUUCUAGAGACCAAACUGCUGCCCAGAUAUAUACCGUCCCGAUACUGCCAGAUGGAACAAUUUCAGGAUCAUUUUCGACAGAGUGGUCAGAGAUCCCGGACAAUACCUCAAUAAGAUCCCGUGGUGGCUGCCCUGCGCUCUCGCACAUCCCUAGCCCAUCCACCAAAUCCAAAAAGUCAAUCAGCUCGUCAUCUGAGCAAAGACUCACAGCAAAGGGUGUAUCUCGCCAUCACGAGUGUUGUAAAUCGGAUGGCACUCAACGUCUCGCCUGUCCCUUCUACAAGUACGACCCAAAGCGAUACUUCGCUUGUGUCUUGAAAGGCUUCGAUUCUGUCGGCCACUUAGGACAGCAUCUUAAAAACAAACAUAAGCUCGGACCGAUCCAUUGCAACCUCUGCUGGCUAACCUUCGACACGGCCAUGUCGCUGGCCCACCACGCACAGUACUGCAAGCUACCCACCGGGGGUGUUCCCGUCAACAGAUUGCCAGUGUUCCCGCGGAUGCGGCUGUCCAGGGAAAAGAAAUGGUACUGGGGCUGGAAAAAGCUAUUUGGAGAGGGAGCAGCGCCCCCGCCUUGCCCGUUCUCUCAUCCCGAGCAGGACUUCGGGUCCCAAGUUCAGGCACAGAAUCCAGGGCUGCCCAAUCAAUUAAUAAGAAGAGAAUUUAUGAACGAAAGGCCGAGCUACGUUAACUUCACAGAAGAGGAGGAAUGCUCAAACUCCUCUAAGUCGCCUGACCGGCGCUUUGCUGAAGAUGACAACUUGCUGACCAUGGCAGAACAUAUUACUAACAGGCUCCCAAAUAAUUUUAGUUUGUUCAGUGAUACGUCGCCGCCAGACUCUAUGUGGAAUUUAGGCUUCGAGAAUUUCUGACUAGCGCCUAAGGGUUGAGAAGGCUUUAAGAACUCGUCAUCACGGUAUCAAUGUUUAGUUUAAUGUUGCCAUAAAAAGUAAUGAUGAGAUAUGAUAAAGUUAAAGCACGAAUGUUUUGAGCAGUGGAGCAUACCAUGCACUUUCUCUAUUCCCCCUUAACAUGUAAUAUUGCAAUAGUCGAUCCUAAAUAUUAGUUCUCCUUUGGAAGCAUGAAGAAGCAGAUUUCUUAACACUUACCUAAAAUGUGAGUGCUAUUAGGUGCUUCAUGUUUGCGAUGGUCCCUUGUCUGCCAUAUUGAUAUCCCACCCCAAGCUUGUCUCAACCCCUUUUCUAAAACAGGGAUGCAUCUUUGUGAUACAAAAUGUCCUACUAAGUAGAUCAUAAGGGAGUUUCGAAACCUGAGAGAGAGAAAAAUUAGCGUUACCAUUCUGAGAGAGAAAGUCAAUUGUUGUCUUGUCAGUAUAUGGCAGCGUUGGGCACCUUGUAAAC
This is a messenger RNA of Xylaria bambusicola, 2319 nucleotides long. RefSeq lists its product as uncharacterized. The record is from RefSeq and is a predicted model, not a curated record. Bases 232 to 1830 code for a protein of 532 amino acids. Lineage: Eukaryota; Fungi; Ascomycota; Sordariomycetes; Xylariales; Xylariaceae. The transcript is spliced from 2 exons.